Messenger RNA from Neurospora tetraspora, 1215 nucleotides. Its product is annotated as S-adenosyl-L-methionine-dependent methyltransferase. The record is from RefSeq and is a predicted model, not a curated record. Bases 1 to 1215 code for a protein of 404 amino acids. The transcript has 5 exons. NCBI's taxonomy places the organism in Eukaryota, Fungi, Ascomycota, Sordariomycetes, Sordariales, Sordariaceae.
AUGUUCCCUUUCAUCAGCAAGAUCCUCGACAACCUCAACGACACUUGGUGCGAUAGUGUCCUGGACAGCGGUGUCGUCCCCCAUGCCGUCCUGCGCGUGCUCAUCCGCCGGGAGCUGCGUCGCCGUCUCGACGAGAUCACUCCUCCCUUCCCGGAGAAAGUUCUCGCUACAGUGUCUGCCAAGGGCAAUCCCAGCCUAAAGGCCAAACUCGAAGAUUUGGCUUCACCCAAGAUUGCCCUUCUCCCGGGCGUCCUCGCCCCUAUCUCGAAGUGGUCGGAGACACUGGCUUACAAGAUGAACUUUUUCGAGACUGUUCGUCACCAGCCCAUCGCCAUCGAGACGGACGCUGCCAACAGGCAGAACUACGAGAUCGCGACGGGUAUCAUGGCCAACAUGCUUGGCCCGAGGAUCAAGUACAGCUGCUCGUACUAUCCCACCGGCACAGAGACACUGAAAGAGGCCGAGGAGAAGAUGCUUGACCUCUACAUCGAAAGGCUGGGACUCAAAGCCGGCAUGAGGUUCCUUGAUCUUGGAUGCGGUUGGGGAGCUGCCGUUCUGUAUUUCGCCGAGAAGAUACCCGACAUGGAGGUCGUGGGCUUUUCGAACUCCCGUACCCAGAAGGAGUACAUUGAUGCCAAGGCAAAGGAGUUGGGCCUGAUGAACGUACGGAUCAUCACUGGAAACUGUACCGACUAUGAAUUCGAGCCCAACUAUUUCGACCGGGCGUUGUCCGUCGAGCUGUUCGAGCACAUGAAGAAUUACGAAGGUCUGAUGGCCAAAAUGUCGAGAGCCCUUCGUCCUGAGGGCCAGCUCCUCGUUCACCACUUCUGCCACCGAACCACGCCCUACCAUUACGAGGAUGGUUGGAUGGCUCGAACCUUCUUCACCGGAGGCACGAUGCCCUCCUCGGAUCUUCUUUUGUACUUUCAGAAGGAUCUGGUCAUCAAGAAGCACUGGUGGAUCAAUGGAUACCACUACUCGAAGUCUCUCGAGCAUUGGCUCGAAAACACCAUGGCCAGAAGGGAGAAGAUGAUGCCGCACCUGGCGGAGACAUACGGCGAGGACAAGGCCUUCGUUUGGCAUAACCGUUGGCAGAUCUUCCACCUGGCCAGCUCGGAAAUGUUCAAGACCGACGGAGGCGACACGUGGGGGGUCACCCACGCUUUGUUCGAGAAGCCACCUGUGCAUACGAUGUCGUAUUUGGUAGCCCUUUGA